Molecule: messenger RNA, 256 nt
Organism: Staurois parvus
Lineage: Eukaryota; Metazoa; Chordata; Amphibia; Anura; Ranidae
Source: the annotation of a GenBank genome assembly
UAGUGAAUGCAAGGUCCAGGGAGAGCGGAUAUAGUGAAUGCGGGGUCCGGGGAGAGCGGAUAUAGUGAAUGCGGGGUCCGGGGAGAGCGGAUAUAGUGAAUGCGGGGUCCGGGGAGAGCGGAUAUAGGGAAUGCGGGGUCCGGGGAGAGCGGAUAUAGUGAAUGCAGGGUCCGGGGAGAGCGGAUAUAGUGAAUGCAGGGUCCGGGGAGAGCGGAUAAAGCGAAUGCAGGGUCCGGGGAGAGCGGCACACCCGCAC